UCCUUACGUUUCGGUUCCGAUUCAUUAAAUUGGCAAUAACUGUGCAUGUGAACGUGUGCAACAUUUGGACAAAGAUCUAGAAAGCCUGCGGCCAUCACACAUUUUAAAACUUCAAAAUGACGGAAGUCGAAUCUACCGAGACCCCAGUCACUGGAGCUGAGCCAGUCGAUGAGGAGGUUCUGGCCAGGUUUGAGGAUAUGUUUGCAUCCAGAUUCACGGAGGAUGACGUAACGUUCCAAGAAUAUGUGACAAAUAUUAAAGAAGCCAGAGUUCCACCAAUCUUGAACCAUUACCAGGUCAUGAGGCCGAGAAAUCAAAGAGGGUUUGGUCGCGGGCGCUUUAACAGCGGUCGAGGAAUGAAACGCUCCUACGACGGUCGCGACGAGUGGUAUAAUAACGACAGCAGGCAGAGGUGGCAUCAAGAGAACUACAACAGACAGGGUGGAGGAUGGGGAGGUGGCUACCAAGGCAGAGGAGGCUAUGGAGGAGGAGGAGGAGGGUACGGAAACCAAGGUCAAGGAGGAUACGGAGGAUACAACCAGGGGUAUGGAAACCAGAGGUUUGGUAGGGGAGGUUAUGGUGGAGGCGGUGGCGGGGGUGGAUACCAGGGCAGGGGAGGAUACCAGGGAGGUGGAGGAUACCAGGGAGGUGGUGGCAGGGGUGGCUACCAAGGCGGUUACCAGCAACAGGACAGGUAUGGGGGUAACCGUGGGGGCAGGUUCCAAAGAGGUGGAGGACAACAGAGGAAGUGGGAGGAUUAUUGAUUUUAAUUUAGGAAUUCUAAGGGGUAGGGAAGGGGGCUGAGGGACAGUUGGCAGGUGACAGAUAGUGCAUGUAUACUGUAAGAGAUGUGUGAGUUGUGUGUGGCAGUUAAGUGACUAAUGCAAGGUCAUGUAACAAAGAAUGUAUGGAGAUUAUCUUCUGCAUUGGAUUUUGUAGAUGGCCUUUUAAAAAGUUCUCACCUCCAGUUUGUUUAAUAUAUGUGUAUAUCUUUCUCUGUAUUUUUCCCCCAUUUUUUGCCUUAUGUACUUGAUAUUCAAAUGGUUUUUGUUGUUCUUUAUGUACAAUAGGAGAAACCCAAGAAAUAGGUAGGAAUGCAAUGAAAACAAAGCCAUCAGCAAGAUUUUGUGACAUAAGAAGAAGCUUAAAAGUGUAUCCCUAUAUUGGCUGGUGACUUAGAGAAGUACUGAGUUCCAUAAUUGUAUGUUUGCUGAUUUUUAAAAACCAACCCAUAUAUUUAUUCUAUUUCUGUCAUGUAUUAAGGUAAGGAAAAAAAACAAUUUGAUUGUCUUGUACAUUUUAAACCUGUAUUCUGAUGUAAGUUGUACCAUUAUGCACUGUCAUGUACUACAUGUAGAAAUGGAGAGAAAAAAUAAAGAAUCUUUGUACCCUCAUGUUAUCUAUUUCUUCAAUAAUCUGCGCUUCAAGUACCGAUAGGUCUUGCAUUCUAUUUUGGGUGAAUAAUGCAAUUGUUAAUUAAUACCCAUAGUAUGUUUGCCCAAGAAUCAUGACAAUUUAUUUUGAAAUAAACAGAACCUACAAGAAAAGCAGUUCAUCGUAAAAUAGGUCUGUUAUGCUGGAAAACAUUUAUUUUCUUUGUGUAACAUUGUUCUGAUGUUUUGAAGGUGUGAACACUUUAUCUGUUUGCAAAUGUACAUCUUAAUGCCUGCUCAAGCUGUAGAUGUUGUGUAGGAAUGAAAAAAAAAGAACAUUUUGCUGUAUAAUAUUUGCUCAAUAGUUAAACUUAAUUUUUUUUAUUUCAAAGUGACCUUUGUUGUCAAGUUGGUAAUAAGUUGAAUGUAAACUUUUUGUUUCUUUGUUUCAUGUAUCGUAUCAACUUGUGAAUUUUCUAGUUUUAUUCCCUUUACCGUCCGGUAUCAGCCUACAGUAUGUGUGCGGUACAUCGGUUUGUGAAACCAAGGAUGAGUCUGUGAUCAUGUUAAGUCACUUCUACAUGGGCGUAAUAACAUAUCUGUGAGAUGACACAGUCCAUUAUCAACCUUUAGUUCUAUGCACCUAGAGCUACCCAACUCAGUUUGCAAUACAUGUAUUGGCAAUUUUGUUGUUGUCAUGUAUCAAAGUUUUGAUGACUUGAUGUAAUCAUAUGUACACACUGUACUUUGAUUUAGUGGUCUGUGUAUUGAAGAAAGAACAUCUAACUGUGAGGAUAUAAAUAACGUGGUUGGGCUUCUGGUGUUCCGAUAAACCAACUCGAGCUCAAAUCCAAGUCAUGUCUAUAAGAAGGGCAUUUUAAACUUGGAGGUCAGUCAGUCUGAGAGUAGUAACUAUCACACAUCUGGUCAGUCUAUGAAUGUACACCAUCCCAAAUCACUGAGCAAAAUUCCACACCUUUGUGAAUUGUGAUACUACAUGUACAUGCAAACUGUUGUGAAUGUUGCGUACAUUUAGAAUGACUUUAUAAGCUUAUCUGAUCACUAAUUUCAUAUAUUUUUCAUUCUUUUUUAUACUAGACACAUCUUGGGUAUAACAGGAGUACAUGUACUUUUCAGUCACAUUCCUGGUUAAUUUGAAUUGUUGGAAAUUGAUGAAUAAAAGAGUAAAGUUUUUGAGUAAUGAAA
Strongylocentrotus purpuratus (purple sea urchin) is the source of this 2579-nucleotide messenger RNA. RefSeq names its product glycine-rich RNA-binding protein GRP1A. Gene Ontology annotation, biological process: RNA 5'-cap (guanine-N7)-methylation. Gene Ontology annotation, molecular function: RNA binding. The coding region runs from base 117 to 764 and encodes 215 amino acids. The transcript is spliced from 3 exons. Lineage: Eukaryota; Metazoa; Echinodermata; Echinoidea; Camarodonta; Strongylocentrotidae. The record is from RefSeq and is a predicted model, not a curated record.